AUGCCUGAACCAUUUUUGCUGAAACUUUCCAAGAAAAUUCAGCAUUGUACAGAAAACAAGCAUGGAAAAUUCAAGUUCAAAUGGUUAAAGUUUGGCAAAGCUAUCAUUAAUAGAGAUAUUACAGAAGACCAGUACUAUCAGUCAGUGUGGCAUCCUAACAGACGCAUAUCUACAAUCAUUGUUCCAUAUUUCCUGGGGCUGAGAAAAGGGAUUUUUCAGUAUGUGGCUCAUGAUCUUGGGGAUAUUGCCUCCUGUGGUCCACGGCCACCAGACACAGAAGUUGGUGUUUGGGUCCAGAACUGUGUUAAACUUUGGGUAUUAUACAGUGCUGAAUAUGUUGUUUGCACUAAACAAGUAAUAAUCUUUCCCUUCAAUCUCUUAGCCGAAUUGGGAGACUACAACCAUUCAGAAAACUUGCCAGGCUACCUCUCAGACUACUCUUUCAUCCCUAGCCAGCCUCAAGACUUUGAAAAAGAAAUAGCAAAAUUACAUCAUCAGCAUAUAGGCUUGUCUCCUGCAGAAGCUGAGUUCAAUUAUCUCAAUACAGCACGUACCUUAGAACUCUAUGGAGUUGAAUUGCACUAUGCAAGAGAUCAAAGUAACAAUGAAAUUAUGAUUGGAGUGAUGUCAGGAGGAAUACUAAUUUAUAAGAACAGGGUACGAAUUAACACCUUUCUGUGGUUGAAGAUUGUAAAAAUUUCUUUUAAGUGCAAACAGUUUUUUAUUCAACUUAGGAGAGACUUGCAUGAAUCUAGAGAAAUGUUACUGGGAUUCAAUAUGGUGAAUUACCGAGCAUGUAAGAAUUUGUGGAAAGCUUGUGUUGAGCAUCACACAUUCUUCCGAUUGGACAGACCUCUGCCGCCUCAGAAGAACUUUUUUGCACAUUAUUUUACUUUGGGUUCAAAGUUCCGGUACUGUGGGAGGACAGAGGUCCAGUCUGUGCAGUAUGGUAAAGAAAAAGCAAACAAAGACAGGGUAUUUGCCAGAUCCCCAAGUAAACCCUUGGCACGGAAAUUGAUGAGUGGGAUGGACUGGGAGGUAGUGAGUAGGAAUUCAUUGUCUGAUGACAGGUUAGAAACACAGAGCCUACCAUCACGAUCUCCACCUGGAACCCCAAAUCAUCGCAAUUCUGCAUUUACUCAAGAGGGAGCCCGUUUACGGCCAUCUUCAGUUGGACAUUUAGUGGACCACAUAGUUCACACCUCACCAAGUGAAGUUUUUGCAAAUCACAGAUCUCCAUCCUCCACCCAAGCUAAUAGCAUCAUUCUGGAAUCGUCACCAUCCCAAGAGACUCCUAUAGAUGGGCAACCUCCUGCACUACCACCCAAACAAUCUAAAAAGAACAGUUGGAACCAAAUUCAUUAUUCACACUCCCAGCAAGAACUGGAUAACCAUAUUAAUGAAACGUUUGAUGUUCCCGCAUCACCUGAAAAAUCCACACCCAAUGGUGGUGUUCCCCAUGACAAUCUUGUUUUGAUCAGAAUGAAACCAGACGAAAAUGGAAGAUUUGGCUUCAAUGUAAAGGGAGGAUAUGACCAGAAGAUGCCGGUAAUAGUGUCCAGGGUAGCUCCAGGAACACCAGCUGACCUCUGUGUCCCUCGUUUGAAUGAAGGGGACCAGGUUGUAUUGAUAAAUGGCAGGGAUAUAGCGGAACAUACUCAUGAUCAAGUUGUCAUGUUUAUUAGAGAGAGCUGUGAGAGGCAUUUGGGGGAACUUGUGCUCCUAGUACGACCCAAUGCUGUCUACGAUGUGGUGGAAGAGAAGCUGGAGAGUGAGCCUGACUUCCAGUACAUCCCUGAGAAAUCCCCCCUGGAUGGUGUCCAUCAGGACGAUAAUGCUCUGCGGGAAUCUAUGAUUCAACUAGCAGAGGGGCUUAUCACUGGAACUAUUCUGGCUCAGUUUGAUCAACUGUAUAGGAAGAAGCCUGGAAUGACAAUGUCUUGUGCCAAAUUACCUCAAAAUAUUUCCAAAAAUAGAUACAGAGACAUUUCGCCUUAUGAUGCUACACGGGUCAUUUUGAAGAGUAAUGAUGACUACAUCAAUGCAAAUUAUAUAAAUAUGGAAAUCUCUUCUUCCAGCAUAAUAAACCAGUACAUUGCUUGUCAGGGUCCAUUACCAAACACUUGUCCUGAUUUUUGGCAGAUGACUUGGGAACAAGGUUCAUCUAUGGUUGUAAUGUUGACCACUCAAGUUGAAAGGGGCAGAGUUAAGUGCCAUCAGUACUGGCCAGAGCCUACAGGAAGCUCAUCAUAUGGAAAUUUCCAGAUUACCUGCCAUUCAGAGGAAGGAAAUCCUGCUUAUGUCUUCAGAGAGAUGACACUGACUAACCUUGAGAAAAAUGAUACCCGUCAGCUCACCCAGAUCCAGUAUGUAGCAUGGCCUGAUCAUGGGGUUCCUGAUGAUUCCAGUGACUUCCUAGAUUUUGUGUGUCUUGUACGAAAAAAGAGGGCUGGCAGAGAAGAACCUGUUGUUGUUCAUUGCAGUGCUGGGAUUGGACGGACAGGGGUUCUUAUCACUAUGGAAACAGCGAUGUGUCUUAUUGAGUGCAAUCAGCCUGUUUAUCCAUUAGAUAUUGUGAGAACAAUGAGAGAUCAAAGGGCCAUGAUGAUCCAAACACCUAGUCAAUACAGAUUUGUUUGUGAAGCUAUUUUGAAGGUCUAUGAAGAAGGAUUUGUUAAACCUUUAAAGACAUCGCUGCAUAAAUAAGAGCAAAAGGGCUAGGAUCCAUAUUGAAGUAUCCUGUCCUCUGUAAUAAACUGGCAGCAUUCAUUGUGCCAUAACUCUGAUUGCAGGAAAUGGUGUCGGAGAACAAUGAAGAAUUGACAAAGGACUUUGAAAACUUCAGCACUGUUGCACUUUAUGUUGAAACAAAAAUCAAUCUCUAAAACUCUAUUACUUACAUGUGUUUGAAGACUUUAUUAUUUUCAUGCUUUGCUCCGAACAAACCAUAAAUUGAAUGAACUGAGUGUGUUCAGGAUAACUUAUGAUAUCUCAUUGUAGUGCCAUAUACUCCCCUUCUGGUCGAAUUGCUACAAACAAGGCUUGGAAUUAUUUCACUCUGGUAUACAACUUUUAAAAA
This is a messenger RNA of Chrysemys picta bellii (western painted turtle), 3079 nucleotides long. NCBI's taxonomy places the organism in Eukaryota, Metazoa, Chordata, Testudines, Emydidae. The record is from RefSeq and is a predicted model, not a curated record.